Molecule: messenger RNA, 4049 nt
Organism: Anoplopoma fimbria (sablefish)
Lineage: Eukaryota; Metazoa; Chordata; Actinopteri; Perciformes; Anoplopomatidae
Product: secretory carrier-associated membrane protein 1-like
Exons: 9
Coding region: 376-1410 (344 amino acids)
Biological process (GO): protein transport
Cellular component (GO): recycling endosome membrane; trans-Golgi network membrane
Source: RefSeq, a predicted model, not a curated record
GAAGAGCUUAUUUCUGUCACUUGAAUGUCAUCAUCAGUGUUCACGUCUCAAAUAUAAAAAUCUGGAUUUUCUAUGUGAUACACCAGUCACAAAAAGGGCAGAUGCUCCUCGCCCCAGCGUACACGCUACUACCUGUCCGGACGGCACGCUGUCCGCGGUGCUGAAGCGGUGACGUAGGACGGUGCCGCUCAUCACGCAUCCUCUCCUGCCAUUUUUGUGCUACUGGCUAGCUUGCUAAGCAAGGGGUCUCCAUCAGCAGGAGGCGGAGAAGACUGCAGGCAAGCAGAGAGAGGCAGUCCGAUCAAGACACUGAAACGUCCCCGGACAGUCGGGGAGCUCUUCCACACAGCAACACGUUAUUAGAAAGGCUGAACGAUGUCUGACUUUGACAGCAACCCGUUUGCAGACCCGGACUUCAGCAACCCCUUCCAGGAUCCCUCGGUGACGCAGGUGACCCGGUCUGCCCCUCCUGGUGGUCUGGAGGAGUAUAACCCCUUCACAGACGCCAGAACGGCGGCCCCUGGGAAUGCCCCCAAAGCUGCUCCUGCCCCGUCACAGCAGAACACACAGCCCGCCAUCAUGAAGCCCACAGAAGAGCCGCCGGCUUACUCGCAGCAACAGACUCAGGACCAAGCGCGCGCUCAGGCUGAGUUGUUGAGAAGGCAGGAGGAGCUGGAGAAGAAAGCUGCAGAGCUCGAUCGUCGGGAGAGAGAGUUACAGUCCCACGGGGCCGCGGGAGGGCGUAAGAACAACUGGCCUCCCCUGCCAGAGAAGUUCCCCGUUGGCCCGUGUUUCUACCAUGAUAUAGCAGUGGAUAUUCCUGUAGAGUUCCAAAAGACCGUCAAGAUCAUGUACAACCUUUGGAUGUUCCAUGCAGGCACGCUCUUUGUGAACAUGUUCGGCUGCCUGGCCUGGUUUUGUGUGGAUGCAUCUCGCGGAGUAGAUUUCGGCCUGGCACUGCUAUGGUUUCUCCUGUUUACGCCCUGUUCUUUCGUCUGCUGGUACAGACCGCUUUACGGGGCUUUCAGGAGUGACAGCUCAUUCCGCUUCUUUGUGUUCUUCUUCGUCUAUAUCUGUCAGUUUGGGGUUCACGUUCUACAAAGUAUUGGCAUCACUGGCUGGGGAACGUGUGGUUGGAUCGCAGCCUUAACCGGUCUGAACACCAGUAUCCCGGUGGGCAUCAUCAUGUUACUGAUAGCGGCUCUCUUUACAGCGCUGUCAGUGGGCUCGCUCAUUAUGUUUAAAAAGGUGCACGCACUGUAUCGCACCACCGGUGCUAGCUUCGAGAAGGCUCAGCAAGAGUUUGCAACCGGGGUCAUGUCAAACAAGACAGUUCAGACUGCGGCUGCCAACGCUGCAGCUAAUGCUGCAACCAACGCUGCCCGCGGGGCUUUCAAACCUCAGCCAUAAACUGACGCGACCACACAUAUGCACACAUGCUCGCACAUACACACACAAACACUCAAAAGUUGGGGAUGCACAACUCUGGCCCCCCGCAAGCUCUCAAAUCAAAUUGAUUAUAUUUAUGAACGCUGUUACGCCAAGGUCGCCCUGCACACUUUGCUCAGGGUGUGCAAAGAGUCAGAGGCCAGAAAUAACAAAGACGUUAGUCAGAUAAAGUAACCAGAGUUGUCCACCUUCACUUCAAAUCAAGUUUCAGUAUAAAAAAAGGACUCUGCUACAUUCUUCCUGUCUGUUCAUCCCCUUGAAACAUCCAGCAACAUCGAGGCGUGCCCUGUAGUGUUUGGGAUUUCAUCUCACUCGCUCCUUCGCUUUACCCCGCUCUCCUGUCGCCGUGAGGUGAUCCUAGGUCAGGCAGAGGUCGCAGUUUUUAACAUACCUUGUUUUUGCCAUGGCAAUGACCUCCAAACAGCUUCCUGCCUGGUUCAUACAGUAUAGAGUUAUGAAAAGUGAUAAUCCGAUCAUGAUGUUUUUGCACACAGUUCUGUUUUCUUGGUCACAUCCCAACAAUUCAGUGUAGGUUUGCUCUCUGUGCGAAUGUGUACUUCACUCAAAAAGAAUCGUGUUUCUAACUUUCUGUUUUUUAAAUCCAGAGCUUGGUCAGUUCAAUCUGAAACCUAAAUUGUUCCUUGUCCUAAAUCUGUGCUUCUAUUCUAAGACAAAAACCAUCCCGGUAGUUCAUGAGUAGAAAUAUGUUGGUAUGUUCUUAUUUUAGGACCUGUCUGCAGCCCCCCAGCAGUGCGCCAAUGGCACCUGUCGGCUGAGCAGCUGUUCCCACUUUGUGGGCUAUUCUGAUUGACACGGUGGGCUGGGCCGGCAUCUCUGUGGUUUACGACAAUUUGCCAGCAUGAUGAUGACAAGCAUGUUUAGCAGACUCGUGGUAGCCUUUUCUCUGGCUACAGGUGGUAGCUGGUGCUGAUGUUUGACUGAUGUUAGGAUCUAUUUUUGAAGAAGCACUGAACGCCCAGGUCAGCAGGGUCACCGGUUUUCACAACAAACCUGUGGUUCAGUCAGAUGAUUUCAUGGCCUGGUGCACUAAAGGAGGGAAACAAAACAGGAGAAAUAUUUGCAUUUUCCUUUAUGUAUGUAUGACAUUAACAGACUACUAUGUGGCUUCAUCUCAGUUGUUUUUGUAGCUCGUCACUCUCUUAUAAAAACUUAACGCUGCUGUGAAUCUGAGAGACGCUGGGUGGUAGCCUCCUGCUGUCCUGCUUCCUGUUGAAAAAAGGACAAAUACCAUUCAUUCAUAUGAAGAGCAGUGGCCUGCCUUUUCUCACAGAAGAUGAACUGGAUAAUGUUAAAGCUAUGCUUUUUUUUAUAAAGAUUAACCUGCAGACAUGAAAUAGAAAGAAAAAAAAACAUUGAUAGUGUGUAAAUGACACAGACCAACCAGUCCAUUUUACAGACAGAAAAAUGUCAGCCCAUUUGUUUUUCCUCUGUCAGCAUUGGAUAACUGGAACCAGACUUCUCAUAGCCAAAAUGAGCAUUACGAUAACAGAGGAUUGAACGUGAUACAUUCAUUAAUUUAUAUACUAUAACAACAGUGUUACUCAGAACUAAGUUGUACAGAUUACUGUCACUGGAGUGAAAUAUGGAACGUGGGUUACUUUUGUGUCGUGCUUCAGCACUUCUCGUAGUGGCGGUGAGUGUCUGAAGAUGUGCGUGAUAGAUGACUGAUGAUUAGCGCGGCUGUUAUUACAAAUGUAUGGACGGAACUCUGCAGUGGUUUAAAUACUCCUGAGAGUUUGAAGGUCAGUAAUUGGUCAUAAAGAUAAGCCUACAUCUUUGGCAGUAUUGUUUUUGUUUGGAAAUAUUUUGUUUUUAAAAUCCAUUGCACAUUUUCUUGUUUGACGUUAACCUUUGAGAGCAAAAGACAAACCUGUUUUUAUUUAUGGUGUAAUUGAAAGUCGUUUGCAUCUCAAUUUUGUUUGGUUUGAUUUUACAUUAUGUAUUAUGUUUUGUGUGGUUUUAUAAUGACAUGAUCAUAGCAUCCGCUAGAUUGAAACGUGAUCCGUGACUUUGCAACUGGAACCUACAAUAAGUGCGUUUGUAUGGAUGAGGAUGUGUGUCGGAUUGGUAUGAAAGGAAAAAAAAAAAGAGAAAAAAAAAUCUCCCUCAAGUGUUAUUCUAUGUCCUGAAAAGCUGUGAGAAAUCUACCAAAUGUCCAUAUAGAUUUGUUUUUUAAAUCUUGGUUUGUGAUGUGCUCCCUUGCCAUGUUUUACUUUAAGAUUAUUACACAGGUUUUCUUUGCUACAAACACCCACAUGAUUCCCAUGUAGUUUUAAACAGUUGUUAAAUGAAGCCAUGUCACCGUGGGUAAUUACUUGAUGUAUUUGGAGAGCUGGUCCCCAGUACGGAACGAUUAACUGGAAGUUUUCCAACACAAAACUGUGUUUUUUGACCUGUGACCACGUUAUUUCACUGAAUCAGAGGAGAAGCUCCUUCAAAAAAGGGACACUUGUAUAUUUUGUAAAGUUGAAAAUUUGAUCCCCAUUAUCAAUCACAUGUAAAAAGAAAAAAACGUAACGCACUCUUGUCUGGCCUUUGUUGCAUGUGAAAUAGUUUGAGUUUUGUAUAUUUAUGGUAUU